AUGGGAAACGAUGGAAUGGAAUUGUCGAAACUUUCGCCUGUUGAAUUUCAAGCGUAUGGCAUGAAGUAUGCAUCUCAAUUUGAAUAUCGUGUAGAGCUAGCUUAUCGAAUUGCUUCGACUUUUAAAGCUCAACAUCUUAUUAUUUUGGACGAUGUCGCAUUAACAGUAUCAAAAUCCGAAAGAGCAACCAGUUUCUCUGCUGUUCAGGGUUGUGAUAGGUCUUUAUUACCAGCCCUUUGGCUUGCUAUGGGUUUUGAACGAGGUGUAGCGAUUGUUAUCUAUGCACCACCUAAUCCAAUUGAAUUGCGCGAGUAUCUUGAUAUCAAACAACGUUUUGAAAAACGUUUAAAUAGGUCCAUUCAAGUGCGUAUCAUCUAUCAAGGUCGAGAUAUUCUUCCUCUCUAUCAACAAGAUCCAAAAGAAUAUACCCGUCUUUGUCAACAAUGUCAUUCUUUUCUAAUACCGUUCACCGACGACUUUCAUGUCCAAGAGUUCAAACGUCAUUUUGACGUAAUAACAGGUGAUGCAACAUGUUCAUUGGUCUUUCCUUUUGAAACAAUGGAAAUGUAUCGACAAGAACUAGCGAAUUAUACUAAUGUUGUUCUGCCGGAUAUACCAACAAUGGACAAAGCCAAACACAAUUUUCUCUUACGUCAACAUGGAUUUAAAGAUCUGCCUCGGUUACUUAUGGUUUUUAUAGAUGGAUCAGUGAUCGAUGAAUAUGACAAAUAUAUUACAGCAAUGACAUGUCUAUCACCUUCAGAUACAUUAAAUAUUCCAGAAAAUGUGGCUCGAUUCUCGCGAUCAAUAGUAUUGGCUAUUGAUCGUUUACAUUUUGAAUAUAAAUACGAAAAAGUCUUUCUUAAAUUGGACGCUAAAGGAGCCGGAGGUUGGUUGUGUGUUGCNGUAGAGAACUAGAAAUUUGGGUUCAGAAAAGAUGUUUUCUGGUAAAUUUUAGUGGAUAGUUAUUCAAAGAGGAUGCCAAUAAUGAAAAAAGGGUGCAUAAAAUUGCUAGACUUAUUUCAGUAAUGGAAGAAUUUUGAGAGCUCUGAGUAUGAUCUUCGUAAUCAGCACCUCUGAAUCUACAAGCACAUAUUGUUUUAGUUCAUGAGGAAAAAAAGUUUUUUUUCAGGAUACCUGAGGGGGACCUCAGGCUCAAAAAUAGGGAAUGUGAUUUUUCGAGGAGUAAAGUUGAUAAAAGUGAUCAGGAAUGAUUUUGCAUUCGAUGCAGAAGAAACGCUCACGCUCAUGAUCGCUCAUAUGAGCGUGAGCGCAGACUGCUCGCGCUCACGUGAGCGCUGAUACCGCUCAUGCUCAUGUGAGCGCGGGCGGUACACCUCUAGUUAUGAAAUAACUUUUCAUUAUAAAUGGCACGGUAAUUUUUAUAUUUUCUUAAGCUGUUUCUUCUCGAUUAUGUUGAAUUCUUUAUAAUGAAUAAUUCGAACUUGGAUAGAAAACACACUCUGAAAUCGUUUAUAGCUAAAGCUCAAAAUCGUAAGAGCUAUCGCUGGUACUCAUGAGAACUGCGGUAUAUCGGCGGCAGUGUGAAGCAACGUGCGACAUGGGUGUUUACUGUUUUGGUUCUAUAGUAGUUUAUUCAAUUAAACGAAAUAGAUCAAAGCUAAUUUAUCUACCUAUUCCAUCAUUUGCUACAUUGGAUUAACCUUGGUACAUCUAAUACUGGAAAUUAAGGGGGGGGGGGGGUGUACCCCCCCUAUGCUAUAUAUAUUUUAUUACCAGAUUGUAGAGCAAGUAAAACUGUAUAUAUCCUGAGAUUUUUUCGGAAAACGGACUUACUUUGAUGGAGUAACAGGUUUCACAAGGUAUAGGCCUCUAGAGACCCUCUAUCAGUAUUGGAUUUGGAAAAAAAAAUUUUUCGAAAAAUUUCAUAGUUGAUGACUUGGCAAUUGAUAGAGUAAGUCGAGUUGUAUAUACGCUGAAAUUUUUUCGAGUGAUUGCCUGAUGAGUUCUAGAGAACACACGAAGUUUCCAUAAGGGUGGAUUUUCAAUGUAAAAAAGUCAAUUUUUGAAACCUUGCCUGCGAUUUCAGGAUUUUAACCCAUUAUAAUUUUAAAAAUGCAAUUAUAGAAAGAUGCGCCAUAAAAUUUUGCAUAUACUGAGCGGAUUAGAAUUUUCAUUUAGGGGUCAUUUUCGAAAAAAAAAAUUAAUUUUCGAGCAUGUCCUGAAUUACAAAAAAUGCUUGAGGUCGUUUAAGGCCCAUUUUUUCAAUUCAAGUUAAAUAUAUGGUUUUCUGUUGUAUACUAUUCGAUAGAGAUUUAAAUUAGCUACAAAACCAUAUAUGAACUUACGAAAAAAUAUUAUAACAUAGUAUACUUAAGUAAAUGAAUACUUCAGACAAUAACAAAAAUCUGCUUACACUAGUUGUUGUUAAUGGGUAAUUCCGUGGGGCUCCUAUUACGAAAUAUCUCUGGUUGGUCUUCAAAUAGUAUCAUUGGAUACAACUUUUUGUGCGGAUCAUUUUGGCUACCAAAAAGUCAAUCAUUCAAUACUAUAUAAGGGAGAAAUCAGCGAAAUACUGAUACAUGCAUAUUUUCUUGAUUUUUCGACUUAAAAUGUGGUCUUUUCCAGUAUCUUAGACAGCAAUCGUUUUAAUGUUUUCUAAAUCAAAAUGUUAACUUUCAAUUCAAAAUCAGCAUGAAAAACUGCAUCGAAUAAGCUAUUGUUUUCUUUGUCCGUUCAUCUUGCCUAAAGUCUCUUGGAACAUCCAUCUAUUCCUUGUUUAUCCUGCCAAAAUAUUAAUUUAUAUUCAAAAACAAGUUUUGUCCUAGUGUGGAGUUGGAUUACCAACGAAUGUGAACCUAAUAUUAGUAUUCUUAGAAUCAGCAAUCAUUGUCAAUUAGUUUUUACUAGUUUAUGUGCCACUUUAUCAGAACUAAUGUGAUGAUACGUAAGGUGCCUCUGACGAAUCGAAAAAAAUUUUGCUCCAAUUUUACUAGAAGUACUUCUUGUUCGAUAAAGCUAUGUGUACUGAUUACAAAUAUAGCAUUUUCGUAAAUUAUUAGUCGAAUAAUAAGAAACAUUUAAAGCACUUUCUGGGACCCCCUGAAAAAAUGGUUUUUGAUCUGGAAGUCAGCCAAAGUUUCAUCAGAAUCUGAAGAAAAGAGACUCAUUCGACGCAGAAUUUUUAUCUCUAUCUGGAUAUAUAAAAACAUCCAAUCUAAUAAUAUAUAUUUCAAUCGAUAAAUGGUCAAUACCACCCCGAAUUGGAGCAUAUUGAUACACAUAAUGAGUUUCCAAGCUUUCGAAGGUUUAGUUUAUGAGGGUGUAUUAGCGAGAUUCUUCCACUGAACAUACAAAUCAAUCUCCUCUCUCUGAUGGCAUCAUUUUCAGAUUGAAAUUCAACCUCUACAAAAGCACUUUUACUAUAAUCAUUUUGCUUAUACGCAAUUUUACGCUUUUUUGACUAGUCUUCGACGGUUUUCGGGUACAAGGAACUUGGUUUGACUUGUAAAAACUGCCAUAUUUAGAAUCAGCAC
This is a messenger RNA of Rotaria sp. Silwood2, 3497 nucleotides long. NCBI's taxonomy places the organism in Eukaryota, Metazoa, Rotifera, Eurotatoria, Philodinida, Philodinidae. The record is from the annotation of a GenBank genome assembly.